Molecule: messenger RNA, 1643 nt
Organism: Ylistrum balloti
Lineage: Eukaryota; Metazoa; Mollusca; Bivalvia; Pectinida; Pectinidae
Product: mediator of RNA polymerase II transcription subunit 6-like
Exons: 8
Coding region: 57-785 (242 amino acids)
Biological process (GO): regulation of transcription by RNA polymerase II
Cellular component (GO): mediator complex; core mediator complex
Molecular function (GO): transcription coactivator activity
Source: RefSeq, a predicted model, not a curated record
UCCAUGAAAGAAUAGAAUUAGACGGGUUUUACGGACUUCUCUUUGUUUAAACAGCUAUGGAGAAGGAAUUGAACGCUGGUGCCCUUGGCAUCAGCUGGCAUGACAGUACAUUCAUUCCAUUGUUGAACCCUUCUAAUGUAAUGGACUACUUCAGCGAGAGAAGUAAUCCUUUCUAUGAUCACACAUGUAACAACGAAAUCAUCAAAAUGCAGAGACUAAGCCUGGAUCAAUUGAAUAACAUGAUAGGUGUGGAAUACAUUUUACUUCAUACCCAGGAACCAAUCUUGUAUGUAGUCAGAAAACAGGAAAGAAAUGGUCCAAAUCAUGUGGUGCCACUGGCUGACUACUAUAUUAUUGCUGGAGUUGUAUACCAAGCCCCAGAUCUCGCCUCAGUCAUCAACUCUCGAUUGCUUAAUACAUUGUCUAACUUGAAAUCAGCAUUUGAUGAAGCCCAGUCCUUCUCUAAAUACCAUCCUAGCAAAGGCUAUUGGUGGGAGUUCAAAGAUCAAGAAGCUUCAGACAAAAAGGAUUCAAAAGAAAAGAAAAAGAAAGAAGAGCCAAGCUCUAUGUUCCAAAGGCAGAGAGUAGACCUCCUACUCGGAGAAUUGUCCAAAAAAUUUCCUCCCAAGUUCAUACCCCCAACCCAGCCCACAGAGAUUAAAGAGGAAGCCCCCAAACCUGAUACUGUAACAGUGAAACAGGAAAUCAAACAAGAAAAGACAGAAGAAAAAACAUCUAAUGUUAUCAAACCCCCACCUGAGAAAAAAGCUAAACUUAUCAGAUAGCUAACAGGUGUUCACAUUCAGGUGUUGACAAUAUUCUAAACAUGCAGGUGGGGCAGAAAUUCUGAGGUUCAAAUUGUAUGCUGAUAUCAAAACUAUGUGUUAUACAUAUUUUCAUGAAACAGUGAAAUGUGAACGGCAUAGUGUUUAUCAACUUCAGAAACGGAUACAUGAAAAUAGCACGGAGGUAAGGUAUGAAUAUCUCAUACCUAGAAUACAAGCUCCUAUUUGAUACCUAUGUGUUUAUGCAGGCACCCGAACAGCCAGACAAGCUCUUGUUGUGAAACAGGUGCUGGUACGUUAUUGUAAUCUAGCUUAAGUCUGUGAGGCGGAAAUCCUAAUGAGUGACAAUGUAACGGACAUCCUGAAAUCUACACCUGCCAUGAUAUGAAUUACUGAAAUACAUUUCUGUUUUCUCUAUGUGAUGCAGAAGCUGGGAAUAUCAGGAGAAAAGAUCUGUACCAAUGAUUUUAUGUUGGUGAUUCAUUAUUUGUUGUGGGUUUUAUUUUAGGCGGGGAAUUUUUUCACAAUACUGAUUUUCAAAUUUUGAUUUGAUUAUUUGAAAGUUUUCAUCAAAUUGGUGUUUUCAAAUUUGAAAAAAUUGUAUAAAUACAUUUUAUGUAUAAUGAAGAUGAUUUUUUUUAAAACUGAUGAUUUUCAUAUCUAAUGAUGUGAAAAAUUUGCUAUUCAGCUGUUAUAUGAAUUAAAAUGAAACAGAAUUCUUUAUGAGGCUGACAAUGCAUUUGGAUGUGGUGUCAUUUUAAAUUUAGUCGUUUUAUUGGCAGAUGUCCAGAGAAAAAAAUAAAACAAUAACAGCAUUCAAAAGAUUAAUGAUAGAAAUGUAUUAAAAUAUUAAAACUG